Molecule: messenger RNA, 654 nt
Organism: Trypanosoma theileri
Lineage: Eukaryota; Euglenozoa; Kinetoplastea; Trypanosomatida; Trypanosomatidae
Exons: 1
Coding region: 1-654 (217 amino acids)
Source: RefSeq, a predicted model, not a curated record
AUGCGUGAAAAGGUUGUCCCAAUUCCAUUUUUAGGUAAAGAGGUAUCCGCUUGGCUUUACCGUACAACACGUUGGGUUCGAGAACAUCCUUACCGGGCUACUGGGGUGGUAUUUCUUGCUGCUGCUGGUAGCAUUUUCUAUGAAGUCAACGUGACACACAAGAAUCGUAUUCCUUCUCCUAAUGUUAACAAUCAUCUUGAGUAUGAACUUCGGCAUGAUUCUGGGUUUAUGAGUCAAGCGAAGGAUGAUAAGAUGAUGUCAGGGGUAUCACACCAGGUGGGUGUCCCUGUGGUAAAUAGUAAAGAUUCUCUUAAUGUAGAUGAAGAAGAGCAGAAGCGUACUGUAGCGAUGGUGAUGGGACGAGUUGAGGAAUUGGAGAAGCUUCUCAGUACAACAGAAGAUUCGGAAAAGCGAGCAGAGCUUCAGCGUAUUAUUGAUGAAGAAAAGGAAAAUUUGAAAAAGGUUGGCAAUACAACAAUGAGAGUGACAAGUGGUCAAUUGUAUGUUCGUGAACCACAUUGGGGUAUAAGAAAUAAUGAACGUAAUUGGACAAUAUUGGCGCGUGACCAGCAACAACAAAAGGAUCAUUACUGGUAUCGCUUAGAGCGAAGUCGUGAAGAUGACUUUGCGAGGAAUACAUAUUCUCGCUCAUGA